This is a messenger RNA of Pipra filicauda (Wire-tailed manakin), 1006 nucleotides long. RefSeq lists its product as uncharacterized. Bases 62 to 724 code for a protein of 220 amino acids. The record is from RefSeq and is a predicted model, not a curated record. The transcript is spliced from 3 exons. NCBI's taxonomy places the organism in Eukaryota, Metazoa, Chordata, Aves, Passeriformes, Pipridae.
CUGUGAGCGCCUCCAUCCUCUCCAAGAGGCGGAGACCCACGAGACACGGCACCACCUGCAGAUGUCUGCAGGGAGCAAAGGUUCUAGCCCUGGGAGAUAUAUUGUGGGACCUGAAGCCGUGGACUGCGCCUCCAGCACUGCCCGGGAUGCAAGAAGCUUCAUGGACUGUGAGAACGGUGGUCAUCCGUGGCUCCAAGUCUGCCUGGAAAACAGCUUCCCCGGCAGCUGGGACAGUGAGGGCAGCUCUGGGGACUGCAGCUCACCUGUGGUGAUGCCUUCAGCAUCCCAGCGCCCAGGCAUUUCCUCGGCAGGAAUCAUUAACUCUGCUUCACCAGUGUUAUUUGUAAGGCCUGCUUGUGGGGAGCAUACUCAUCUCCUGGCCAAGGGCUUUGGCCCGGCAAGUGCCUGUACUGAUCAGGGCCAGCCACCUCUGGAGCAGCCUGACUGCGUUUUUUCACCACAGCACUUAGUCUUGCUUUCCUCUGGACCUUCUCACAGUUUGCUUAUAGAACACCAAGGACACCGACUGCUUUCCCUGGUGUCUGCUUUCCAAGUGUGGAUGAAAAUGGACCAGCCUGAGUUACAGCCAGUCAGGCUGAUGGUGGAGAAAGUAGUCAGGAAAAUAGCAGAAAGCUGUAGAGCUGAAACAGACCUUGGGCUAGAGGUCUUCUGCCUUAUACUGGAUGAGAAGAAUUUCCUCAAGACAGCUACUUCUAUGAAGUGAAAUAUGCUGCUAUUUCAAGCCUGUUUUGAUGCUUGGGCUCUUGAGCCUCUUGGAUGUUGAUUGUUAGAGCAAUGUUUUCACCUUAGGACAAAACCUUGUUGCUUCAGCUCCAUAAAGAGCACGGACACUUAUCUGGGAAGAACUAGUGCAAGGCAUGCAACCAGCUUGCUGAACCAAGUGUGCCCCAACGGAAAGGUAGCACUGCCAACAAGGUAAAUAGUAAUCUGCUGGUUUGGCUUCCUAAAUCAGGACAGGGUGAUCAGAUUAGCACCAGUGCUAACA